Molecule: messenger RNA, 8467 nt
Organism: Coregonus sp. 'balchen'
Lineage: Eukaryota; Metazoa; Chordata; Actinopteri; Salmoniformes; Salmonidae
Source: the annotation of a GenBank genome assembly
AUGGCCUCUCCUCUGUCUCUGACUCAACAGGAGAAGGGCAUCAACCUGAUGCACAUAGAGUCUCGCCCGUCGCGACUGAACAACCAGCAGUUUGAGUUCUUCAUCAGCGUGGACACCAGCUUCUCCAAGGCCUUGGACGAGGUCAUCGAUGGCCUGCGCACCGAGAUCAGUGGCCACGUGCACGAGCUCUCACGCAACAAACAGAAGGACACAGGUGUGUGGGUUUGGGUUGGGGUUAAUUCCAAUUCCAAUUCUUGUCAACGCUUUUUAAUUAGGAAAAUGUGGAAUUGGAAUUCAGAAUUACUUUCUGAAUUGACUAGAGUUUAAAUGGAAUUCACCCUAAUCCUGGUGUGUAUGAGUGUGUGUAUAUAGAAAAAUAUUAUCAAUGAAUAAUCAAUCUAGAUAUGCAUAUAAUAACAUAUUACAAACCAUGACUGAUUAAUAUUUUAAGUGUACUUAACAAUAAUUAUAUGAUGAUAUAUUUGUGUCUAGGAGGGAGAAGGGGGAAGUAGAAAAACUGUGUGUGUGUCACAUGAUCUGAACUCUGGGUGGCGCUUUAGGAGGCCACCAGCCAGACUGUCUAAUGAGGCGAUGAGCGUCGCCGCGGAGACGGAUGGCCUGUCCCUCACAUCCAGCCUCCUUUAUUAGUUGUUUCCACAAUGACAUUAGUUUAGUUACUGGGCACCAACUGGCCUGGCUGCAAACAGAGGAGCCCACUGUCACAGAACAGACUGUCUCUAUCACAGACCCAGAGGAGGGAAACCCUAACAGGGUCAUCGCUCAUCCCGGACAGACAGACAGGCAGAGAUAGACAGGGCCAUCACCAAGCCAGCCGCCCUUGUCCUCACCCCCCUCUGCCUAGCCCCAUGGUCUACUGGACAGGGCGACAGGUUAAUGUGUCAUUGGAGGAUAUUAGAGAUAUUUAUGGUCUGAGAUGGAGACAGGCUGUUUUGAGAGGAGCCUGGUGGGGUCCCAUUGUUCCCCUAGCCUCAGGCUGGACCACACGGCCUCGAUUUAGAUUAAUGGUCAACGUCCAGUACUUCUAACUGUCAUCAAUGAGCCAAUGGGUGACCUCCUCUGGUGCUCUGUUCACUGUCAACAUAGUUACUGAGUAGUGUUCUAGCCCAAAAGCACCCUGCAGGCAAAACCCCGACAAAACCAUCCCCAUCAAUACUCAUUUGGGCUUCACUUGUUUCAAUCAAUUUACAUUUUGGAAUUGGACACUGAACACAAGGCAGAUGUACAGACAAUUGUAAAUAAUACUAAAUUGUAGUUUUCUACAUCUCAAGACGUUAUGCACCACUGUUUCGACUGGUUUUACUCUGCCCUCUUCUGGUCUGUUUUGGCCAUGUAUAUACUGUAUAUCUAUGUAGCUCUGUUGGUAGAGCAUGGCAUUUGCAACGGCAGGGUUGUGGGUUCGAUUCCAGUAUGAAUUUUUUUUAAAUAAUAAAAACAUUUUUAAAUGUAUGCACUCACUUACUGUAAGUCGCUCUGGAUAAGAGUGUCUGCUAAAUGACAUAAAUGUAAAUGUAUCUACAGUAUUUGUCACAUUCAUCUGAACUGGUUAAUGAGAUUCACCCCCCCCCCCCCCCCCUACAGUUCCAUGGUUCCCCAAUGACAUCCAGGACUUGGACCGCUUUGCCAACCAGAUUCUGAGCUACGGAUCUGAGCUGGAUUCUGAUCACCCUGUAAGGAUCAACCAUUCAUUACUGUCUGUUUACAACCUACACACUCUGUAGGGGGUGUCACCCUGUGUACUAAGGUGACUGCUUUGUGUUGUAUGUGUGUCUGCAUUGUUGGGAAGGGCCCGUAAGUAAACAUUUCACUGUUAGUCCACAUCUGUUGUUAUACAGAGCAUGUGACGAAUACAAUAUGAUUUAUGUGUGUGUGUGUGCAUACGUAUGUACCUGUGUGUAUGCAUGUGCACCCACACAUGUGUUUUAUGAAAGACUCAAAUCGUGAUGACAGUCCCCACUCUGCUAUCUAUUCUAAUGGAAACUCUCUAGGGCCCCAAAUUAAUGUCAUUGCUUUAAUUGAGCCCCUAUAAUUAUAGAUAAUUGCUCCCUUUUGCCACCACCUUUAAAAGUGAAAUGUAUUCCUCAUGAGCAGCAUACAUUCUACAAAGGCCUCAUUUGAAUAUGUGUGUCCAGCCAGGGCUCUCAGGAGAGUGGGAGAGUAUAAUGCUGUCAAAGGGUCCAAGUAGUCCUAGCUGAGGAUUUCCACAUUAUAUACAGGGCCAGGCAGUGAUCAUAAAUAAGAUCUAACAUUGAUUACUUCGGUCAUUCACUCCAGGGCUUCACAGACCCAGUGUACAGAACCAGGAGGAAGGAGUUUGCCGACAUCGCCUACAACUACAGACAGUAACUAUCCAUCUAGACUAGAACACUUGUUUCUCUUUGGUCCCUCUCUUUUACACAACAGCAGAGGUGAAGAAAGCUUCUAGAACCUACUAGAAGUGAUCUAUGGCUCUCUCCUCCAGCCUCAUUUCAGUCCCCGCUUUGCCUUUUAUUGAAAAUACCACAAACAAAAGGGGACAAAUUACAGAGGGGGCAGUGGUGGAUUUGAAGCCUCUGCCUUUGUUCGCAUAAUUGAGACUUCAUUAUUCCCAGGAACUACAAAGAGCGCCAGCCCCAAUGAAAACGCCCUCACAGGAAGCUCACAUUUACAUAGCAGUGGGACCUUGGUAGAAUAAUGAAGUGAAUCCACUCACUGAUCUCCCCCACCCAUCCAUCCUCCUAGUCCUCCCUCACCAAAUAGGGACUGUGUGUGUCUGUGUAUAUACAGGACCAGUCAAAUGUUUGGACACACCUACUCAUUCAAGGGUUUUUCUUAAUUUUUACUAUUUUCUACACUGUAGAAUAAUAGUUAAGACAUCAAAACUAUGAAAUAACACAUAUGGAAUCAUGUAGUAACCAAAAAAGUGUUAAACCAAUCUAAAUAUAUUUUUGAUUUUACAUUCUUCAAAGUAGCCCUUUGCCUUGAUGACAGCUUUGCACACUCUUGGCAUUCUCUCAACCAGCUUCAUGAGGAAUGCUUUUCCAACAGUAUUGAAGGAAUUCCCAUAUAUGCUGAGCACUUGUUGGCUGCUUUUCCUUCACUCUGCGGUCCAACUCAUCCCAAACCAUCUCAAUUGGGUUGAGGUCGGGAUGAUUGUGGAGCCCAGGUCAUCUGAUGCAGCACUCCAUCACUCUCCUUCUUGGUCAAAUAGCUCUUACACAGCCUGGAGGUGUGUUUUGGGUCAUUGUCCUGUUGAAAAACAAAUGAUAGUCUCACUAAGCGCAAACCAGAUGGGAUGGUGUAUCGCUGCAGAAUGCUGUGGUAGCCAUGCUGGUUAAGUAUGCCUUGAAUUCUAAAUAAAUCAUAGACAGUGUCACCAGCAAAGCACACCUCACACCAUCACACCUCCUCUUCCAUGCUUCACGGUGGGAAUCACACAUGCAGAGAUCAUCCGUUCACCUACUCAGCGUCUCACAAAGACACGGCGGUUGGAACCAAAAGUCUGAAAUGUAGUCUCAUCAGACCAAAGGACAGAUUUCCACCGGUCUAAUGUCCAUUGCUCUUGUUUCUUGGCCCAAGCAAGUCUCUUUUUCUUAUUGGUGUCCUUUAGUAGUGGUUUCUUUGCAGCAAUUCGACCAUGAAUGCCUGAUUCAUGCAGUCUCCUCUGAACAGUUGAUGUUGAGAUGUGUCUGUUACUUGAACUCUGUGAAGCAUUUAUUUGGGCUGCAAUUUCUGAGGCUGGUAACUCUAAUGAACUUAUCCUCUGCAGCAGAGGUAACUCUGGGUCUUCCUUUCCUGUGGCGGUCCUCAUGAGAGUCAGUUUCAUCAUAGCGCUUGAUGGUUUUUGCGACUGUACUUGACGAAACUUUCAAAGUUCUUGAAAUGUUCUGGAUUGACUGACCUUCAUGUCUUAAAGUAAUGAUGGACUGUCAUUUCUAUUUGUUUAUUUGAGCUGUUCUUGCCAUAAUAUGGACUUGGUCUUUUACCAAAUAGGGCUAUCUUCUGUAUACCACCCCUACCUUGUCACAACACAACUGAUUGGCUCAAACGCAUUAAUAAGGAAAGAAAUUCCACAAACUUAACAAGGCACACCUGUUAAUUGUAAUGCAUUCCAGGUGACUACCUCAUGAAGCUGGUUGAGAGAAUGCCAAGUGUGGGCAAAGCUGUCAUCAAGGCAAAUGGUGGCUACUUUGAAGAAUCUCAAAUAUAUUUUGAUUUGUUUAACACUUUUUUGGUUACUACAUGAUUCCAUAUGUGUUAUGCCAUGUGUUAUGUCAAUGUAGAAAAUAUUAAAAAUAAAGAAAAACCCUGGAAUGAGUAGGUGUGUCCAAACUUUUGACUGGUACUGUAUAUAAGAACAUAUUAUACACAAGUGUGUGUUAACAACAGUGUCUCUGUCUCAGUGGCCAGGUCAUUCCCAAGGUGGAGUACACAGCGGAGGAGAAGGCCACAUGGAGCACAGUGUUCAAUGAGCUGAAGACUCUGUACCCCACGCACGCCUGCCGUGAGCACAACCGUGUGUUCCCCCUGCUGGAGCAGUACUGCGGCUACAGGCAGGACAACAUCCCCCAGCUGGAGGACAUCUCACGCUACCUGCAGUGUACGACAACAGAUCGUGCCUAAGUGCCCCCAUUUCCUAUGCUUCUUUAAGCGUCCCACACACACUGACAUGAUACCCUCCCCUCCUCUCUGUUUUAGCAUGCACAGGUUUCCGGUUGCGCCCAGUGGCUGGCCUGCUCUCCUCUCGGGAUUUCCUGGCUGGUCUGGCCUUCCGAGUCUUCCACUCUACACAGUACAUCCGUCACCAAUCCAAGCCCAUGUACACACCUGAGCCGUGAGUGUCACCCUCAUAAAAUUUUAAGGAGAAAACACAUCGCGCUGAAUGACAGUCUGAAAUUCGUCUGACGUUUGUUCAACAUUCGUUUGGCAAGGUGCGUUUUAGGGACCAUCUGAUUUCCGUCAUUUUCGCCCGUUUCCACAUGUAGAAUCGGCACCCUGUUAAGUACUCUCGGCCGGCAAAUGCUGCCGGUGUAUCCGUGCCUUUAUACAGGUGUCACAUCCUACCUUGGGACCAGUUGUACAUAGUUGAUUAUGUUCUAUAGUCAUUGACUUAAAUCUCUCCACAGGGAUAUCUGCCAUGAACUCCUGGGGCAUGUUCCUCUGUUUGCUGACCCCACCUUUGCCCAAUUCUCACAGGUAAAGAACACAAGAGGACAUGAACGUUCUUUAACCACUGCUGGUAUCAUAACUUAAGAGAACUAUCCAUUGUUGGCGUGAAAAAAGGCACCAUUGUAAAGAUCAGCUUCAAACACAGUCAUGCUAGUCAUAAUGUUCUUGAUUGAGGAGAAUGCCAUGCAACUGUACUGCAUGUGCCAGUCUUACUCUAAUAUUGGUUUUGCUCCUGUAGAACGCUUUCAACUGUGUUACAGCACAAUAUCCUGAAGCAGAUAUAGUCAAUAACAUUAUUUAUUUUGACACUCUUUUGAACAGGAAAUCGGUCUGGCUUCCCUGGGUGCCCCCGACGAGUACAUUGAGAGGCUUGCUACUGUAAGUCUCUCAGACGUCUCACAACAUCAACUUCAGCCGACUCCUGAUACCAGAAGAAGACAAAACAAUAUUGAAUAUGUGAUGAGCCCUUGUGUCUGUCUGUCUGUCCACAGGUCUAUUGGUUCACAGUGGAGUUUGGCCUCUGCAAGCAGGGCUCUGAGAUCAAGGCCUAUGGAGCUGGCCUUCUCUCAUCAUUUGGAGAGCUGCAGGUAUUUACCUUACAUUUACACCUUACAGAGUGACUUACAAUGAGAAAUACAUGCUAGAAGCAGCCACAGUGGUCACAUGUUGGGCAUUCUUCACAACAGAACAAUUCAUUUAGCCAUGUGGCUAUUUUUUUGAGGGUUUCUUUCAUUACCUGUUUUUAUGCCCACGUGUCAGGCCUCCUUCCUGCAGUUCUAAUAGACCCAAAUCCCUAUGAGGUAGCCCAGUGGGCUGUCAGUCAGCAGCAUCGCAUUAGUGGAAACCAAGGCUUUUCUCAGGGCAGACCUGGUUGUAGCUAGAUAUGUUCGAGUCGCAUCUGUGACAAUUUUAGCAUUUUAGCUAACCCUUUUUCUAACCUUAACCUAAUUCUCCUAACCUGCCACGUUAAUUCUCCUAACUGCUGUGUAAGUUCUCCUAACCUGCUAUGAAAAGUCACUUCUGCUAUAGUCAAAACCGGCAGACCUGCCCUGAUACCACAAAUGCGAUACAGCUGUCAAUCAGUUUGUUAGUGGUCCACCCAGGGCUCAGGCUAAAUGUAUCACUAGGGGAAACUGGUGAGGAGUGGGUUAGUGGUUCAAUGGAGAAGUAGGAGGCAGAGACAUAAUUAAUAUCUUAAGUCACCAGUUACAUCACAGUGUCAGCAGAGGAUGUGCAGUUAACUGAGUCAUAUCACAGCAGGACCAACUCACGCUGAGACGCCAUUCACACUGCACUUCCUGUUUACUGCUGCCGAGGCUCAUGGGGCACAGAAUUUCAUUGAGGAAUUGGACACUGCUUGUGAUCUGUGACCUCAAAACACCAAAUGAGGGCUUGUAACCUGGAUUCUGCUCAUUGUACAUUGAUUCACGACAGUGUUACAUCUCCAAUAAAUGGGAUUAGUUGGAGUCAAACUCUGGACUAACAUUUUACUGUUUUGAAUUGUUUUACAGUACUGUUUGACAGACAAGCCCAAGAUUCAACCAUUUGACCCUGCGAAGACCAGCCUCCAGAAGUACCCAAUCACUGAGUUCCAGCCCAUUUACUUUGUCGCUGAGAGCUUUGAUGACGCCAAAGAGAGAGUCAGGUAGAAUUUAACAUCUGUACAAUAUUAACCAUUUAGGAUUUCACAUAUUCAUUCACUGUAUUCGCUUCGGAACUCUCUGGAUCUUUAUAUCAUAGAAUAUAUAUCUUCACAUUUCCAAUGGAAUGUCCUGUGUUAUGACUCUCUAUACAGGAAAUUUGCUGAUACCAUCCCCAGGCCUUUCUCAGUGCGCUACAAUGCAUACACCCAGAGUAUUGAAGUCUUGGAUAACACCCAGCAGCUGAGAAACCUGGCUGACAACAUCAGUGGUGUGUGACACAUUUCUAUAGUGUCCUCAUAAAACGAACUCCUCAAUAGCCCCUUAUGCAAAUACCAACAUCAAGUACUAUUAGAAAUGGAUUCAAACAAGAUUUUCUACCAAUUGUAAUUGAUAUACACUGUAUGUAAUAUAUGUCAUUUAGCAUACACUUUUAUCCAAAGCGGCUUACAGUCACGCAUGAAUACAUUUUACAUAAGGCUGGUCCAGGGAAUCGAACCCACAACCCUGGCAUUGCAAGCACCAUGCUCUACCAACUGAGCUACAGAAGACCACACUAGGAUUUAUUUUUGUCUUGCCUUUUAGAAAUCUAAAACAUAGUUUAAUUGAAUUACAGACAAUAUCUGUAUAAAUUCCCAACUCCUACUGGUAUUUAAUGUUUAAUAAUCUUCUACAGAUGAACUACCUAAUUUAAUUGUAUUGCUUUUAUUUUAGGGGAAAUUGGGAUCUUGUGCAAUGCCCUGCGGAAGAUGGAGUAAGGAGAACACUUUGGAGACAUCCUUCAAAACUGAUGUGCACAAUGAUAGAAUCUCAAUGUAUCUCAUCAAUCUUGUAGAUUUCCAUUAUACUCUUUGUACUUAUAAUCUGUGUGCUUGUUCAUUAUAACAUUUACUGCAUUCUGCUUCAUCUUUAAAUAAAUUAUUCAUAAAUACCUACUGCAACCCAUGCACUAGUCAUUUUAAGUAGAACAUUUUAAUAUUAGUAGUCAUAUUAUUAGAGUAGCACUCUCUCAAUGAAUCACAUAGACAGGCAUACUACUAGCCAAUGAAAAUGGCACAUCGGGAAAAUUAGUCUUUCAUUGUAAAUAUUAAGCGACAUAAAACAAGUAUUAACUUUCUCUAAAUGAAUUAUUCGAUAAGUGAGUGAGGUUUUCGUUAGAUUUUUGUUAACUCCAACAAGGAGAAGUAUUAUUUUAUCAUACCUUUGUCAGCAUGUUCUAGAAAUCCAACACCCGCCAUUACAGUAUUGAUAGGUUAACCGACGUAAUUUUCCGUAACCAGCUGUGACAGAUUAAAUUAGAAGAGUGCUAUUCCAAAACUAUUAGCUCAGGCUUUGAAGAUGAUCUAAUUCGCACUUGAGUAUUCUAUCUACAGUGGUUAAAUCGCAAAUAACAAAAAUGUAUCCUUGCAUUAUGCUAUAAAAAGCUACGCCUAUAUAACAAUAACGAAAUACAAUGUGUAUGUCCAGAAUGUUAUUAGAGAAUGUGUUUGAUUAUAUCCUGAAUUCUGAUUAAUCCAAAUGAUUGACUGUUUUUCCAUUCUUUACUAUCACCAUCAUAUUUGUUUGUAUAAUAUGCAUGAAAAUGUGUUAUUAUUAACUGGCCAAAUAAAUGUCUUUAUAUCCUGAAAAGGUUAUCUUUCAAAUAAAUUAUCUCAAAAUAA